AUGGAUUUCAUCAAGACCAGUUCCCUGCGUGCUCUGAUUGAGUUAACUUUCCAACGCAAUUGGAAUGGCAUCAUUUGGAUGAGUAGAAAAGGAGUAUACAAAAGAGUGAAGACUGUCCAGACGGCUUAUCGAGAAUCAGCCGCGCACACCGGCCCGAGGAACGAACGUACUGUGCUCCCCGCAUGUAUCCGCAUCUCGGCCAAGUCCACGCCGGCCUCACGUCCCGACCCGGGAAAGCAACGUCCCGCGGUCGGCCGCUCCAGCUCACACCACAAGCCGCGCACGACCGCCGCGCGAACCGGAAGGCAACGCCUCGCGGCCGCGCAACCCAUGUACCGCGGCCGACCCAUCCGUCCGACCGGGAAGCACGUCCCGUCCGGCCAAGUUUCAUCGGCCAAAUCAUCCGUCCGACCACGCGGCCGACCGAACUAUCCGGCCACGACGUCCCGACCGUCCGAUGGCCGACACGAUCCGAUGUCCGGCCGAUCGUCCCGACGACCGUCCCAACGGUCCGGUCGACCCGAAGCCCGUUUCACACGUUUUCAAGCCCGGCUUAACCCUAAGCCGCCUCUGAAGACCUAG
This is a messenger RNA of Microthlaspi erraticum, 582 nucleotides long. Lineage: Eukaryota; Viridiplantae; Streptophyta; Magnoliopsida; Brassicales; Brassicaceae. The record is from the annotation of a GenBank genome assembly.